This is a messenger RNA of Quercus robur (English oak), 1357 nucleotides long. RefSeq lists its product as uncharacterized. The transcript is spliced from 6 exons. The record is from RefSeq and is a predicted model, not a curated record. The coding region runs from base 85 to 1116 and encodes 343 amino acids. Lineage: Eukaryota; Viridiplantae; Streptophyta; Magnoliopsida; Fagales; Fagaceae.
UUCUAGGAGAGUUCUAUUCUAUAGCUCACUUUAAAAGCUACAAAUUCGAUUGGAAUAUCUUUCAAAUAGCCUCAUAUCUUCAAUAUGUUAGCUAAUGCCAACAUUAUCUCCUGCAACUUUUCUUCCUUCACAUCUUCCACUCUCAAUGGCCCAAAACUCAGAACUUCACUGCAAAGCCAAAACCUUAAACCCAGAAUCUCAUUUCUCAAAACAACCUCAAAAUUUUCAGCUUUUCUCAAACCCCAUAAUCAUACAAGUUCCAUCUUGGAAUUUCAGAUAAAGGGUCUUGUUCAAAUUUGUCAUAGUAACUUAACAAAUCAGAACUCAGAAGACCCAGCUGUUGAAAAAGGAGAUUCCUUGGAAGGUGGGGUUGGUGGGAGCGGAAAUGGAGGAGAGGGAUGGAACUGGUCAACCUCAAUUUUACUCUUGGUGUUGUGGGGAUCACUCAUGUACUAUGUUUUCAAUCUCACACCAAAUCAGACCCCGUCUAGGGACAUGUAUUUCUUGCAAAAACUACUGAAUUUGAAGGGAGAUGAUGGCUUUAGGAUGAAUGAAGUGCUUGUGUCUCUGUGGUACAUAAUGGGUCUGUGGCCUUUGGUUUAUAGCAUGCUGCUGCUCCCAACAGGUAGAAGCUCAAAAAGCAAAAUUCCAGUCUGGCCAUUCCUAAUACUUUCAUGCUUUGGUGGGGCAUAUGCUCUUCUUCCCUAUUUUGUACUUUGGAAACCACCACCACCUCCUGUUGAAGAAACCGAGAUCAGAAGAUGGCCUCUGAAUUUUCUGGAAUCAAAAUUAACUGCAGGGAUAUCACUUGCUGCAGGACUAGGUAUAAUUGUUUAUGCAGGUUUGGCUAAUUGGGAUGACUGGAAGGAAUUUGCCCAGUACUUCAGGGAAAGCAAAUUUAUCCAUAUCACGUCCCUUGAUUUCACUCUACUAUCUGCAUUUGCUCCAUUUUGGGUCUACAAUGAUAUGACUGCCAGGAAGUGGUUUGACAAAGGUUCUUGGCUUCUUCCCUUAUCAGCGGUACCAUUUUUAGGCCCGGCGUUGUACCUUGUCCUAAGGCCAUCACUAACAACAAUGCCUAUUUCACUAAACCCCACUACAUCCAAGUCUGAAUGAGAAUCACAUUCUUUGAGUCACAUAAGAUAUUCACAUUCUUUGUGCUAAUGUCAAUCGCUUCGCUUGGCGACUUUAUCAUUGUAUGGAGAAUGAAGCAUAGCCUGUGUUUAAAAUGUAAAAUCAGCCUUUAUGUAAAAAAAAAAAUUGAAAUGCCAUCAUUGAUAACAUGCCUGAAAUGUUUACAACUUGUUUGGGAGGGAGGAAUGGAAUAAAAUGGAUUCAUAAAGAAUAUUUCAUUUGA